UGUCAACAAAUUCGUGAUGUCGGUUGUGUUUUAUCACAUAAACAUAUACUUUAAUUAAUUAAUUAAAUUUUUUAUUCAAAAAUUUUCAUUUUUAUUUUGAGUUUUUUUUUGGGGGGUAAUUAAUUAAUUAAUUAUCUUGUUAGUGGUUCAAUCUUACUAAUUACCGUUUUAAUGCGAUUCGCUCAAUUCCACGCCGAAGACCCGAGGGAUCAAAGGAAUUUAUUAAGGCGAUAGAUGCCAAGUAAUUGCUGGAUUUUAUACUAAUGGAUUAAACAAUUAAAAAAAAAUUCGGGACACUAAAUUUAAAAAUUAAUUUAUAAUAUUUAAAAUAUUAAAAUUAAAAUGUCUGGAGUUUUUAUAUCAAAUGACAUGCAAUUUAAAUUUUAAAAAAUGUUUUUACCGCGUAAAGAACUUUUUCAAAUGAUCUAAAGUUUUUAUCACAAAUUUUUGUAGAAAAAAAAAAAUAACAAAUAGAAAAUAUGUUUGAACUCAAAGUAUCCGAUCACAAUCGAUAGUUAACUAGUGAAAGAAGCCACUCCCGUCAUCACGUCGACGACAGCUUCCGGAGGCUUUAAUAUAGAAUCUCAUUAAUACGCUUGCGCUGACUCUGGCACUCGUAACCCGAAGACAUCGCCCUUAUUGCAUUCCCUUAAGGAUUCUUGACUAUUCAAAAAGAUAAAUAUACAUAUAUAUAAAGGUCUAUAUAUUUAUGAAUUCGAAAUAAGAAAAAAACUUCGAGAAAAUAUUUGGAAGAAAUGAGAGAAAAUUGAAAGCAUCGAUUGACCGAUAAAAUAAUUUAUUUAUCGAUUCUUUUAUUUGUUUAUUUAUUCGCUCACUCAGACGCUCAUUAAUAAUAAUAAUGACAGACUAUGAGAGAAUACGUUUGGUCGUUCUUGGUGGUGCUGGGGUUGGAAAGAGCGCUAUUAUUAGAAGACUUCUUGGUCAAGGUUUCACUGAAAGAUACAGACCGACUGUCGAGGAUCUUUAUUCACGUGAAUGUAUCCUCGGUACAAUGACAUUUAAAGUUGAUCUUUUAGAUACUGCAGGAGACUUGCAGUUUCCAGCAAUGAGAAGACUAAGCAUAGCAACAGCGCAUGCAUUUCUUUUAGUUUACGCGACAACUUCAUCGCCAAGUUUUGACUGUGUUAAGAUGUGCUUCGAAGAAGUUAGAGAGCAACGACCUGACUACCAAGAAGUACCAAUAGUUGUGGCAGGCAACAAAUUAGAUUUAGCAUCAGUAAGACGUGAAGUACCAAUUGAGGAUGUCAGUGAAUGGCUUUUCUGUGAGCUGCCAAAACUCCGUGCCAAAGUAAUGGAGUGUUCAGCCAAAGAUGACUACAAUAUAAAAGAACUAUUCAGGUGUUUUGUCACACUCUCGAAAAUAGUACCUAAGAAUCCGGGCGGUGAACUCGACGAAUCCGGACUGAGAAGAAGAUGUUCCGCUUACGGAUCUCGACGAUCUGGAAGCCCGAACGGAAGAACCGGUAGUGCUGGUUCGGGGCCUACGCAACAAGUAUUAGCAGCACAAGGAACGAGUGUAGUCGCUGUUGCUGAAGAAGUCAAGAGUAAACCUCGCAGCAGAAGUCUUAUAAGACGAGCAUCUAGAAAAACAAAGCAGCAGAUCCGCGAGUCGCAUGCUGAUGAUUGUAAUAUUUCUUAAAUAAUCGUUACUUUUUUUUUUACUUCCCACUGCAUUUAAUAAUAAAUAAAUAAAAUUAUUAUUGAGUGUGUUGAUAUUUCUUGAUAAGAAAUAUUUAAUAAAAAUGUACAAGCCAAGUGAGUUUAUGUAUGACCGUAAAAUUUUUAGGGCAACAAAAGUACUGAGGUAAGUUUUGAGUUCAAGUAGAGUUUGAAGAAGUAGAGGAAAAAUAUGAACCUACGUAAAAAUAUGAGAAGUAUAUUCGUAUAUAUGGAUAUAUAUAUGUAUAUGUUUUGAAGAGAACAAAUGUUGGUUGAAUAAAAAAAAUUUAAGUAGAGACAGACAUUGAGGUAGAGGGCAGACUGCUAGAGACAUCAAAGACGUUUUCUGUAUAGUACUUUCUACAAAGUAAUCUUGCGCGCGGUAUAAUAAAAUGGAAUAAUAAUAAUAAUAACAGAGGAAAGAUAAAUAAAAAGCAUUGCGCAUUCUAUGGGUGAACUUAUCAACUCACGACUGGGAGCCAGAUUUACUUGUUUUGGUUAUCAGUCAAAUAAAUGCUUAAAAAAUUAGAAAAGACUCCUGAAAUUUUUUUUUUUUUACUUAUUUUUUAAAAAGGGUAAUAUGGAGUCAGGGGUAGUGUGGGUCACUUAAAAUUGUGGUCAAAAAAUUUUAUAAAAAAAAUUAAUUCUUGAUUUUUUGAAUUUUUUUAAGAGGGUUCAUUUUGCCUCACAUUAAAAAUUUUUAUUUUUUUAUACUUGGGUUAUAUUACGAGUGUUAAGAAUUUUAAAAAAUAGUGAGAAAAAAAUUACUACUAGUUUUUUUUCUUAGAUGACCCAUUUUCCCCCCUUUAUCUAUAUAAAAUUGUUAGAAGAUUAUUUAUAAAAAUUUUCGAUUUAUCUGCACUAAACAUAUCAGUCUAUUAUAUAUCUAAAAUAUUAUAAAUUUUACUUACAGCUGCGUUUUUUCUCGACAUCCGAUCAACGGAUGGUCGACGGUUCGAAUCCAGCCCGCGGUCUUUUUGCGAUAAAUCAAUUUGAAUUUUUUCCUUCCGGUGAAAAUAGUUACUGAAAUUAAAAAUAAAUAAAUAUGAACAUUAGUUAAAAGUAUGAAGGUUUUAAAAAAAAAUUCUCUUAACUAUACAGUAAUUCGUUAGUUGAUAAUUAUAAAAUAAAAAAAAUGUUUUUAUUUCGACAUUAACACUAACGAGAAUUUAAUCCUCAAAAUAAUUUUUUUAUUUUCGAGUGUGAAGUAAAAAAAGAUUGUGUUACCAAACAAUGUAAAGAGCAUCUUGAAUAUGAAGAUAAAAUAUGAGAAAUAAAUUUCUACAGUUACUUUAAAAUAUGAAAUUUAAAUUCAAAGAGAAAAUUUUUUAAAGGGACGGUAGAUGAUUCUGGAUGUUGGAUGCUGUUUGAGUUCAGAUGAGAGAUGAGUCGGGUGCUCGGAAUAAAAUAGCAUAGAAUAUAAAGAGCAGAGUCAAGCGUGGAGUUGCGACCUGUUCACAAGGAUAUCUUUGACGUGUUACAUUAAUAAGGAUACGUAUUACUCGCACGACUGCGUUUUUCUUGAGGUUCUAUAUCUGUAUAUAGAUCAAGUACGAGUAUAACUCGACGUCGUACGAAUGGCGAAAAUCAUGAAAAGUAAGUGGUUGUUUGAGACGGCUAUGAAUACUUUGAUAAGUCAUUAUAUUCGCGAAAGGAAACGUGUUACAAAGAGAAUAUUAGUUUUAUCUACUCUUGAUGUCUGUCUCUUUACAUCUUUGUCAUCGCUUUUAACCUCAAUCUGAAGUUUACGUUCGCGGAAAAUCGUCAAGAUACUAGAGAACAGGGCACGAUAAGUUCCCUUGAAAAUUUUUUUUACUUUCAAAAAAUUUAACAGAAAACAAAAAAUUUGGGUACCGUCCUAAGGAAAAAUUUUUUUAUAAAAAAUAUCGAAAUCUCAUUCUACAUUUGUUCAAUUAAGUGAAAAUUAAAUUAAGUACGGUAAUUUAAAUUCAGGAAAAAAAUUAAUUUCAGGGAGAAAUGGCGGGAGAUUUGAAAAAAAAAUUUUUAAUUGAAAUUAUUGAAAAAUAAUUAAUUUGUGAAAUAAAACAGAAGCUAAUUGAAUUGCAAUUAAAAGUAAAAUGAAUAAAUUACUCUCUGAAUUUUCCUGUGCCUCA
Microplitis demolitor is the source of this 3794-nucleotide messenger RNA. Its product is annotated as GTP-binding protein Di-Ras2. The transcript has 6 exons. The record is from RefSeq and is a predicted model, not a curated record. The coding region runs from base 860 to 1660 and encodes 266 amino acids. Gene Ontology annotation, molecular function: GTP binding; GTPase activity. NCBI's taxonomy places the organism in Eukaryota, Metazoa, Arthropoda, Insecta, Hymenoptera, Braconidae.